Molecule: messenger RNA, 1433 nt
Organism: Trichomycterus rosablanca
Lineage: Eukaryota; Metazoa; Chordata; Actinopteri; Siluriformes; Trichomycteridae
Gene: bin2a
Product: bridging integrator 2a
Exons: 13
Coding region: 1-1344 (447 amino acids)
Biological process (GO): phagocytosis, engulfment; podosome assembly; plasma membrane tubulation
Cellular component (GO): plasma membrane; podosome; phagocytic cup
Molecular function (GO): phospholipid binding; protein binding
Source: RefSeq, a predicted model, not a curated record
AUGGCCGAGAGAAAGAGCAGCAUAAAUCACAGCACACAAUCAAAGGGCGGAGCUGGUGAGUUCGCCAAACAAGUCCAAAGAAAAUUCAGCAGAGCGCAGGAGAAGGUUUUACAAAAGUUUGGUAAAUCUGAAGAGACAAGAGAUGAGCAGUUUGAAAUAUGUGCACAGAACUUCCAAGAUCAGCAGAGUGAUGGACACAGAAUAUACAAGGACCUUAAGGCAUACUUAAAUGCUGUCAAAGUGAUGCGAGAUGCCUCCAGUCGUCUAUUUCAAUCUCUGUUUGAUGCUUAUGCGCUUAACUGGGAAGGUGGAGAGGACCUUGGAUCUGUGGUGGAGGGAGAGGACCUACUGUGGAGUGAUUAUGAUACAAAACUAAGAGAUCAAGCAUUCCUCACAAUGAAAUCUUACAUGAGCCAGUUUCCAGAUAUGAGGGAAAGAGUGGCCAAGCGGAAUAGAAAACUAGUGGACUAUGAUUCAACUUGUCACCACCUGGAGUCACUUCAAAAUGCCAAAAAAAAAGAUGACAUCAAGAUAGGAAAGGCUGAGGAGGAAAUGAAAACAGCCAAAAAGAUAUUUGAGGACAUGAACAGCGAACUAAAAGAGGAGCUUGCUGUUCUCUUUGACAGUCGCGUUGGAUGCUAUGUGGCAGUCUUCCAAGCUAUUUCCAACUUGAGAGGUACCUUUUAUAAGGAAAUGGCCCAGAAUAAUCAGAGUUUAGAGACUAUCUUGACGGACCUUAAAGCCCAACAUCCUGGCAAGAGCUUUGUGAUCAAAAAUUUUAGCCGUGGGACAUUAACAAGGAGGUCACUGAAAGAUGUGCUGUCUCCCAGAUCACUGAGGUCCAGCUUUUCUGACUUCCACAUGAGUUACAGUCCUCGAGGUACUCUCAGGAGAGAACACACUUCUAGUUUCAGGUCUAACAGGAGUUCAUAUGAGCUACACAUUACAGAGAACCAGGCCAGCCCAUCCAGACCAGAGCCGAUAAAGGACACCAAGGACAAUCAUGGAGUCAGGGACAAAGAUUCAAGCUUCGCAAGUGAUGACAAUUCUAAAGUGGAAGAAUCUACCACUGUAACUGUAAUAGAUACCACUGAGGCCUCUGAAAGUGCACUCAAUGCUACAAAGGAAGAUGCAAAGCAGGAUGAUCAAAGAGUUGAUACAAAUGAAGAGGAACCGGUACCAACCUCAGAGCAUGAUGAAGAGGGAGAUGAACCAAGUCCUAAAGCUUCUGAAGACAAUGCUGCCCAUCCUAAGGAGAUAUACGAGGCUGGUGAAAUGAAGAAUGGAACAGCCGCAAACCAUAAAUUAGAAAUAGAAGAAUCUGAAACUGAUUGCAAGGAAUGAACUACAUCUAAACUGCAAGUUCAUCCAGCUGGAUCAUAUUACCAAAUUUGAACCAACCAAAAUAUACAGUUUCAUAUGACAACACAGAC